Molecule: messenger RNA, 789 nt
Organism: Bolinopsis microptera
Lineage: Eukaryota; Metazoa; Ctenophora; Tentaculata; Lobata; Bolinopsidae
Product: peptide methionine sulfoxide reductase MsrA-like
Exons: 5
Coding region: 49-681 (210 amino acids)
Biological process (GO): cellular response to oxidative stress
Cellular component (GO): cytoplasm
Molecular function (GO): peptide-methionine (S)-S-oxide reductase activity
Source: RefSeq, a predicted model, not a curated record
GAAUCGCUUUAUAUUAUUAUUAAGAGAUAUCUCCUUGGAUUCUACACUAUGGGACCAAAUGAUAGCUCAAUAAAGUUAAAUGCAACAAACGCUUUACCAGGACGAGAAAAGCCAUUAACGGGGAUUUCAGAAGUCCAUGCUGUUAAUGGAAACAGAAUAUUUCCACCUUUUCCUGAAGGGACCAAGUCAGCAACCUUUGGGAUGGGAUGUUUUUGGGGAGUUGAAAGAAGCUUCUGGAAGAUAAAAGGGGUCUAUUCUACUCAUGCUGGCUAUGCUGGAGGAUAUACUAAGAAUCCCACUUACCAAGAGACGUGUACAGGAGCAACAGGGCACGCUGAGGUAGUGAGAGUUAUUUUUGAUCCAGAGCAAGUGAAAUACAGUGCUCUACUAAAGAAUUUUUGGGAGAACCACAAUCCAAUUGCUAUAGGUGGAGAAGGAAGAAACAGAGGACCAAUGUAUCGCUCUGCCAUAUUCUGUGACAAUGAAACACAAUUGGAACUAGCUAGGAAAAGCGCGGAGAAAUUUCAGCAGAACCUAGACGAAAGGGGGGGUGAGAUAACAACAGAGAUAAAACUGGACAAUGUGUUUUACUAUGCUGAAGAUUACCACCAACAGUAUCUUCACAAGAACCCCGGAGGUUACUGUUCUCUGCGAGGUACAGGAGUUAACUGUAUUUUGUAGUUUCAACAUUCGUACAAACAUUUCUGUUAUUGUGGGGAGAAAAUUUAAGAUUUCUGGUAUACUCUUUUUGAUCUAAUUUGUAUACAAAGUUUUUGAUUUGGCUUAUCU